CUUCAGUACAGCUUCAUAGCUUGCAAGAUGAAGUGCUUUAUGAUUAUCGGAUUUCUGGUUCUGGGAGCUGUUAUAGGGGAGGCUCGUCAUGUGCGGCGAUCAGCUGAACCCGUUCCUGGAGCCAAUCCAGAAGCCAUUGCUGUAGCCAAUGCUGAUGCUGUAGCCAGUCCAGAUGCUGAUGCGGAUGCUGAGCCUGGCUACGGGUAUGGUGGCUAUGGAGGCUACGGUCAUGGCUAUGGCUAUGGAGGUUAUGGAGGCUAUGGAGGUUAUGGAGGUUACGGUCUAGGACAUGGCUAUGGAGGCUAUGGACAUCAUUUCGGAAAGAGGUCCGCAGAUGCCGGCUAUGGCUAUGGAGGCUACGGUCUAGGAUAUGGAGGCUAUGGAUAUGGUCACGGAUAUGGAUACGGCCAUGGAUACGGUCAUGGAUAUGGAUACGGAUAUUACGGAUAAAUAAACAAUCUGUAUGAUUGAUGGUCAAUGAAGAUGAUGCCCAAUGUUUUAGUAUUUACUAUUUAUGUUUAGCUAUGUAAUGUUUUAGAAAUAAAAUGCAACUUUGGUAUA
Eurytemora carolleeae is the source of this 561-nucleotide messenger RNA. Its product is annotated as keratin-associated protein 19-2. The record is from RefSeq and is a predicted model, not a curated record. The coding region runs from base 28 to 450 and encodes 140 amino acids. Lineage: Eukaryota; Metazoa; Arthropoda; Copepoda; Calanoida; Temoridae. The transcript has 2 exons.